This is a messenger RNA of Colletotrichum orchidophilum, 2100 nucleotides long. Its product is annotated as LMBR1 domain-containing protein. The record is from RefSeq and is a predicted model, not a curated record. Bases 1 to 2100 code for a protein of 699 amino acids. Gene Ontology annotation, cellular component: membrane. NCBI's taxonomy places the organism in Eukaryota, Fungi, Ascomycota, Sordariomycetes, Glomerellales, Glomerellaceae. The transcript is spliced from 2 exons.
AUGAUUCACGUAGUGAGCGCCUCGUCGCCGGUGCCAUCGGAAAUCUUUGCGCUUCUUGCGCUCCUCGUCAUUUCCGUCAUCGUCCUCCUGAUUCUACGCCAUUUCCUACCUCUACGAACCACUCCCGCUUUCUACUUGGUUCCGAUUUUCUUCGCAUUAUGGCUGCCUGCAUGUAUGGUAUUGCUUGUACCGAUUGAUUUGGCUUCAAGCGCUAGGACCGACGAUGAGGCUACGCGCGGUGUCUGGCUCCCCCAGCGAUUGCUUCUGGUAUCAUGGAGGAUAACGUACUGGCUUACCUUCGCCUUGACAUGGUUCAUUCUUCCCAUCCUCGGCGAAUACUCCGACUCCGGCUACCGCGAACCACAAGAUUGUCUAAAGUACUCGCUCCGUCAAAAUGCACAAUACCACGCGAUGGUGUUUGGAAGUGCCGCCAUCGGCCUCACGUACCUUUUUGCCAGAUAUGGAAUUGGUGCCUUGGAAUUCAAAGCCUCCUUCAUGGCACUCGCAUAUUUCUACGGUUUAGUGUUUGCGAUCUACCUCAUGGGACACGGGUUGGUCUCUGUUCCCCGUCGACUGCUUCGGUAUGCGUCUAUUAGUGGCAGACUCCGCAGGCUACAGAUCCGUGCGCCGAAAUUACACGAGAAGAUGGAGGAUUCACUACUGAACCUGGAGGAUGUGGAACUCCAAGUAUCCGAGCUAGGGCGUCGGAAGACUGGCAGCGCAGUCAAGUUCACCGAGUGGAUCGACGAGCUUGUCGAAAGCGCCAACAUGCCUGAGUCGCAACCGCGGACAGUAGUGGGCGACACUCGUGCCCUGCCGACCGUUAUCACGGAAAAGUUCAUGGCAGACUUAUCAAGAAAGUUGAUGCGAGCCCGGCACACACGGUCCCGUUAUGUGAACGAGUGGAACGAUUUGCUGAAGGACGCCUCUGACACACAGGCCAUUCUGGACUCGGCCGCCUCCAAGAAGCUGGAAUUCACCGCCCCUUCACCCCACGCCGGAUUCUGGGAUCGAUUCACCAUUCACACGCCAUACACCAGAUAUAUUUACUACUACUAUUUCGAGCCCUAUGCCUGCAUCGCCCUGGGUGUGUUUCUGGCAGCAGCUUCGGUUCUGAUCAUAUGGUCCGAACUGGUCAAGGCCGCAUUCCCUCAGCUGUCCGUCAUUCGUCUGACAGUUGUCCAUCACUGGGUCGGAGAGAAGGGCCAGGUUGGUUUCGCCGGUCAACUCAUCUCGGUUCUUUGGCUUCUCUACAUGUGUACGGCAACCUUCAUUACCAUGACAGAGGUGAAGACUUGGCGCGGGCGUGCGCUCGUGAAGCGUAAUACAGCAUAUGAAUCGGCAUUUUGGUAUUCUGGGCAAGUUGCGAAGCUCAGCGUUCCUCUAUCAUACAACUUCAUGACCUUCCUGUCUGGCGAAAUUUACAAGAAGACGCGAUUCUAUGGCUUCCUCGGAACGCUCGUCAACUUUACUCCCCUGGGCCGCUGGGCAGACUACCUUUUCCCCGUUUUUGUCCUGCUCCCAGUGGCAGCCACUCUGUUCGGUCUGUACGGGAAAGUCAAGCGCUUGUUUGGCUUCGACGGCGAGUUCAUUGACGACGACGAUGCAAAUGUCGAUGGACGGGUCUUUGGCACGGGAUCAUGGAGGGAAGGUCGCGAUCUUAUUGAACGUGAACUGGGCGGCAAUUCUGCCUUGCGUCGUCGCGAAGAGGCUUUCGCUAGGCUGGAGUCGGGUGGAAGGUCCGCCCCUGUCCUCACGAUACCUGAUGGACGCAACGGCCUCGUAGCAUCCCCCGCAAGGUCUCCAGUACGGGCCACCAUCAACCGUCAACCGGACCAAUCGUCUCGGAACAGGCCGCACGGUGAUGAACCCGAGGAGGACCAGAACUUUUUCGAGUCUCUGGGUCAUCGGAUGAAGAACACGAUGGAUACUUUUGAGCCUCCGCAAUGGUUCCAAGACAUCAAGAAACCGAAAUGGAUGGGAGGCGACGAUGACGAGCCACGAAACGGUAGCGGUAGCGGUAACGGCAACGGUAACGGUGGUGGCGUCGAGUCUGAUAUCCGACGCUGGUUCGGCGGCGAAGGACGGGUGCGGCUAUGA